CAUGUGUGUCGGUGUUUUUACCUUCCAGAGCUCCACGUGGACGAGUGGGUCCACCAGCACCCCGGCGACAGCGUGGAGGAGUUGGCCCAGUGUCAGGAGACGCCAGCCGGGGAGGAGGACAGUGAUACGGAUCUCACCUAUGGAGAGGUGGAGCAACGGCUGGACCUGCUGCAGCAACACCUGAACAGACUGGAGUCCCAGAUGACUGCAGACAUCCAGGCCAUCCUGCAGCUCCUCCAGCGACAGACCACGGCCGGCCCCCCCGCCUACAGCACUGUCACCUCCAGCCCCGAGUACCAGAGGCCGGCCAUCAGGGUCCAGCCGGUGUCGGAGCUCAGCCUGGGUCCAGCUCCACCUCGGCCCCAGAGUCCUGCUUCAGAGACGGGCCCCAACAAAUCCAAAGAACCCUCCCCAGUCCUCCUCCACACAGAGACUCUUCCAGAUGGGAACUUUACUGGAAGCGAGGCCGAGCAGAGACAAACACUGAAUGCCGUGGACUCGGCAGAGCAGCAGCACCAACAGCUGCCGCCAAGGUUCCCAUCAGGCCGGCAAGCUUCUCUCCCCGAUGUCCCCAGCAGCUCAGGAAUGUUGGGACUCCACAGGCCAGUGUCUGACCCGGGGCUUCCAGGAAAGUAGGCCCCUUCCUACCCAAAAACCCUUCGACGAUGACUGAAGGUCUCCUCUCCAGCUUGACUCAGGGUCUACGAAAGAGACUGAUUAUGCAAAGGAUAAAAACUGUAGACUUUCUUCCAUUCCUUUUGAGAAAACCUCCCAGCACUAACCGUCCCUCCGCUCUGAUAUUGAUGUAUAAAAUCAUUUAUACAGAGGUAUUUAUAAACUAUAUUAUUAACAUAUAUGUAAAGUCAUCAUUUACUGUGUACAUACUUCCAAUAGAACACUGCCAGCAACACGAGGCACCUAAUGUGCUUUUUCUAAAAAAUAUGCAUGAUUUGGGUUCUCAUGUUUUCUUUGUUUGUUGCACGUUCCUCACCAGGCGAUCAGGUGUGAUCUUUGCAUGCUCACAGACUACUGUAGCUAUCAAGUCUCAUUUUCUACUACUCCCCUCUUCAUGGGGGAACAAAGCUACUUGAAACUCUUUCCGAAGCAUUUCUCUAUUUCACUCCACAGCUUUAAAGCUCCUACUUUAUCAGCAAACAAAUUGACGCAGCCACAAACUUACCAAGAGACCUGUCUGUAUAUUUAGCGUGCCUACUGUACACCACAUUGCCAUGACAGAUGAAAACCCACUUCUUAUUCAGCUUGAAAUACUGGACAGUGUAAAAAAUGAUAUCCCAUAGCACAGCGACAACUUCUGUCAGUCUUUGAGAGCAAUAAUGACGAGCCAAUACAGGAAAUACACUGAUCUGUGUUUACUUCUAGGGUUAAAUACGCUGUGGAAGUAAUUUUACAAAACCUGACCGAAGAUAAAAAGAUGCUGUGGAUUCAUUGGCAAGUGAAAUUAACUAUAAUAAAACACUGAACAGGGCGAAACACCAACCAACAUGGGUCAAGUUGUAAAAACAGGUCAACAUACUGUAGCGACCCUCUGUGAUGAAUGAGUGAGACUUUAUCUGGUUUUCUGGUCGUUAUUGAACUUUCACACCUUGUUAAGUUACUUCCAAUCAUGAGACAACUUUUAGUGAACUAAAAAUUCAUCACAUAUCAAAAGUUGCCAUGGCUAUACAGCUAUUUGGUCGCGCAAAAUCUCUACCUGGCUUGAUUUAAACAUCCCAAAUUCACUUCAGAGUGCCCGUAUCGAUGUCAUCUAUGGGUCUUUCCAUUUACACCUUGCUAUUUUGUCAUGUUAUCGUAAAAAAAACCAUGUAUUUGUCAUUUGGUCACAGAGAAAGUCCGGUCUCCUGCCUCAACAUUAAACAUCUAACUGUAAAACUGCUGGACAGGAAGCAACACCCUGAAUCACCUUCACAGCUGGUGGGAGUCUUCAAGUUCCAUUCUGUUGCAUGCUUUAGGUCUUCCAUUAUCCUUUCAAAACGUACAAUUUCCUGAGUUACUAACAAAACAUCAUCAGAAAACUACACAAAAAGAUGAUUUUUUAUUUCUUGUGUUUUAGGCUGAGGACACAGCUCAGCCUUCGACAGCCUUAGCUCUUUUUGCCUGCUCUAGCCUUUACGAUAUGACAUCAGCCCGACGCACAGACAACCUGCUCCUCCUCCGUGUAAAUGUUUCUAGAUUGAACUGCAUGAUGAAAAUGAGUUAGUCCUUUUAGUUUUCUUGCUACAUAACCUCCAAGAUGAGCUCACGUAUUGCAUGGAGACUGCACUUGGCUCAAUUAUAAAAAGGUCUCGACCAAGCUGUGUAUUGAACAUGUAAGGUACAGCACAUAACACAUCCACAAAGAUUUAGAAAAAAAAUCUGUUAGACCUAUUUUCCUAAAACAAAGUAUUUAAUUUGCCCUUAUUUUUAUAUGUACCUUAUUUGUUUUUAAAAACAAAACUUGCUCUUCGAAUGCUGUGGACUGCUUCCAGGAUGAUGAUGAUAUAGCCUCUCAAUGUAGCAAGCAGGACCUGCGAGACAGACAACACUUAAACCCAGGUGUUGCGCUGACUACAUGCUGUUUCAUUAGUUUGUCUUGAUUUGAUAUUGCACACUGAUAUGAUUUCUGCAGUUUCAACACGGACUUUUCCCUCUGGAUUCACACAGCGGGUUGAAACAGGCGAGGUUUACCGUCCUCCGAAGCAAGCCCUGUGACUCCUAACCCUUAGGUAGAACAUGUAGAGCUGAUCAAACGCUGAAAAUCUGAUUUGUUUCUUCAACAAGAGCUGAAAAGAGGGAGAUAGUGUGAGGAGAAGAGAGGAUAACAUUCAAGAGAAAGCUUUUCUUUACAGGACACCACCAUCGUUUCCAGCAGAAUAACGCCUCUCUUUUCUUUUACAAGCUUUCUCCUUGAGCACAGAUGUAUAACAAAAGUUGCUGAAGCCUACCUUGACAUGUCCAGCGCCUAAAAAAAAGGAAAAAAAAAAAAGUCGUCCACUGAACUUUCAUGGGAUUUGCAAACUUUUGCACAGAGAUUAGAAAACUCGCUGUACUGGCUAUAAAUGUCACUUUUUAAACCUAGUGCUGUUCACAAUUGUUUUUAUGCAUUUUUUAAAUGUUUGCCACUGUAUUUUAUACAAUGCAACACUUAACAGCUAAUUUGAAUGUUUCUGUUCUUAACUAUAUUUAAAGAAAUAAACUAUAUUGUGUAAAUAGACUGGGGGAAAAUGCGCAAUUGUAUUAACGAAUAAACAGAAUGCAUACUGAUUAAAAGUGUGUUUAAAAGGGUAUUUAUUGUGAGUAACAAAAUAUGAAUUCUUUGACAACAUUGGAAGUGUGGAGGUGGAAACCUGGCUGUGUUUGUACAGAAACCUAAUAACUAAAAUGUUUACAGCUGCAAAAAUCUCAGGCACAUGAACAUCCUAUAGCUCUGUGGAAAUACUCCUAGUUCUGAUUAUUGUUAACAACAGCCAUCAGUGUGGAUUGAAUUGGCUCACAGUCACUUUGGCUUUGUGAUCACAUCAAACUACUACGAAUAUAGAAUCUACAGCAGUAACAUUCGUGCAUACCGGUCAAGCUCAUAGCCAUGGAAUCACAGGAGUGCCAUAAUAAAAGAUAAAUCUGUUUUUAAA
Amphiprion ocellaris (clown anemonefish) is the source of this 3626-nucleotide messenger RNA. RefSeq names its product potassium voltage-gated channel subfamily H member 7-like. The annotation marks the transcript as partial. The transcript is spliced from 3 exons. The record is from RefSeq and is a predicted model, not a curated record. Lineage: Eukaryota; Metazoa; Chordata; Actinopteri; Pomacentridae.